Molecule: messenger RNA, 345 nt
Organism: Peronospora matthiolae
Lineage: Eukaryota; Oomycota; Peronosporomycetes; Peronosporales; Peronosporaceae
Source: the annotation of a GenBank genome assembly
AUGAGCUCUCGACUUGUUUCAAGUGAUGCAGCCACCAAGGUCGAUGCUCCUUUUCGCGAAGCUGUUGGUGCGUUGAUGCACCUGACCACUGCAACGCGCCCGGAUAUUGCGUUCUCCGUGGGCUAUGUGUCGCGAUUCAUGGAGAACCCCCAAGAAGAACACUGGGUUGCGGUCAAGCGCAUCUUCCGCUACCUACAAGGCACCAAGAUGCACGGAAUCUGCUACAAGCCAAAUGCAAAGAUCGGAUUUCGUGGCUACUCGGAUGCAGACUGGGCCGGUGACCUCGCUGAUCGCAAGUCGACGUCUGGUUACAUAUUCAUGCUGUUGGGUGCGCCAGUGAGUUAG